AUGCCUCGUAAACAAUGGUCGAAGCUCCGUUCAGAUGCUGUUACCGCAGCGCACAAUCCCACUGCGGAUGUGUCUUAUCCAAAGAGUGAAUUGGUACAAAAGGCGAGUAGGACUAGUGGCGAACGGUACAAAGUAGCAGUUAACAGGGGGAUUAGUAGAGAUGAUAACACACAAGAGAAGGAACACAGUUUACAAUCACAACAGCAAGAACCUAAUCAGCAGCAAGAGGAUCAUCAAGUAUCCAGUGAUGAUGUGUUAUCCACACGCAAACGGAUUCGAAUUGAGAAAUCAGUAGAUAGUACGCAAGAUAGUAGUUCUUCAGCGAAACCUUCUGUAGUAUUUACUCAAGUAGAAUCUCUGCAACUGACACCACCAGUAAAGGUUAAACACCGUACAAUGGAUACUACUACUAAUACUAUUAUUCCAGCUAGUAAGGAUAAUUCUCCUGCUCCUGCGGUUGCUGGAAAUGAUGGGCCUAUGAAGUUGGAUAAUAAUAUCUCUCGCACAGAAGCCGAAGUCCUGCAGCAGCACGGUCCUUUAACGCAACUCAACAGUAUUUACUUAUCACAUGGUGAAAGUAGUCAUGAUAGCAGUAUCACCACAGAAGAGGAUCCAGCAGAAGAAAAAGUAGAGGAAAUGGAAGAUCGUCUUCGUCGCCGUAGAGAAGAAUUACUGCAGAUUUCACCUGGGAAACUCGCCUUAUAUACACGCCUUGCAGAGUGUGGUAUAGAUGCAAUAGAUCGACCUUUUGUAACCUGUGCUGUGAAGCGAGCACAAACUGUCGUUGCAGAGUGGGCUUCAAGCUUCAUGUAG
Trypanosoma theileri is the source of this 813-nucleotide messenger RNA. RefSeq lists its product as uncharacterized. Bases 1 to 813 code for a protein of 270 amino acids. The record is from RefSeq and is a predicted model, not a curated record. NCBI's taxonomy places the organism in Eukaryota, Euglenozoa, Kinetoplastea, Trypanosomatida, Trypanosomatidae. The transcript has a single exon.